UGAAGAUCCUGCAUCUGCCGAACACAUCACUUUUCAAUCUUGUGGCUUCGGCUGAGGCGAGUGUGUAACUUGACUCCUCAUUGGCAAAGAUAAGCAGUCAAACGCUGAACCCACCACCUCCGCCAAACCCCGGACAAGCUCCCCGCAGUAUCGGCCAGCCGAACGGGCAUAAUACUCAGAUGCAGAGACUGGUAUACAAUGUUGUACACAAAAUGGACCCUAAGCAAGAAGCAUAAUGUGGGGUCCCCGCAAUAUGUGGUUGUAGUAUCCUCUCUCAAUCAUACACCAUGCUCCAGAGCUCUGUCCGGACGUGGGUUCUCCCCUACGGCAAUGGAUUGCUUGACCUCGGACUUUGCACGUUAUAGUCAUGCUGAUGUAUUGGACGUGGUAAGUGGACCCAAGCACCAGGUUCUUCUCAUAUACCGUUGUCUCUAAACGACGCGAGCUCCCCUCGCUUGUGUUGGCGAUCGUCUACCUGGAUUUGACGAUUUCUAUUCUAUUGGCCUUUCAUUCUCGUUUCAACCGGCUUGAUACAAUCUCAUCGCAAUGCGUGAUACUCCCGAGCAUAAGGCUGUCGUGGAACAUGAGAUUGAAGUUGCCCACCGCGAACACCAAGAAGUGCCACGCGGAUAUGAGGAUCCUCACAAAGCCGCACUCGAGGACAAUCCUGACCGACCCGAAAAGCUAAGCGCUACAGUUUUUCUGUCUGCCCUUUUCCUCGGGACUUCCUUCACAGGGCCCAUCAUCUUCGGGUUCAUCCUGAUCACCCCGAUUCUGGUCCAACUAAGUCAAAAGCUGGGCGGCGAGAACAUCGACUUUUGGAUUCCUUCGGGCUGGGGCGCCGCUGCUGCUGUGGGAUUCUCUAUCGCAGGAAGAUUGUCCGACAUAUUUGGAAGGCGAUAUGUCAUUUUAGCAGGGCAGUUGUUGACAAUUGUUGGUGGUGCGGUCGCGUGUACAGCGCAGUCGAUGAACCAGCUCAUUGCCGGCGAGGUUAUACUUGGUGGGUCCAUAGGAACGGUUUCGGUCGCUUAUGCUGGUAUAUCUGAGAUUCUCCCCAACAAAUACCGUGGUAUGGGUCUGGCAUGGACAGAAUUCAACCUCGCCACCUGGUCGGUGGCAGGGACGCUUCUAUCCAACUCACUAUUGUCCAACGCCAGCUGGCGCGUCAUGCUGUACCUCGCCAUCGGAUACGGAGCCUUUUCCUUCAUCGGCACCGCAUGUGUCUACUUCCCACCCAGCCAUCCCCGUCCUGACGGCCUGACUCGAUGGCAAGAGUUCAAAGGAUUGGAUUUUGUCGGUGCCUUCCUGUUUGUUUCCGGGCUCGCCGUGUUUCUGUAUGGCCUCAAUUCCGGCGGCAACACGUACUCGUGGCACAGCGCAGGCACAGUUGCACCACUGGUCUUGGGCGCCAUCGUGUUCCUGGCUGCCUUCGUCUACGACUUCACUGUCGCCAAUGACCCCUUAUUCCCAUGGUAUCUGUUCCGAAGCUUCCGCGAGUUCUCAGCACUGCUGAUGCUCGUGUUUGUUGCGGGGAUGGUGUUUUUCGCCGCCUCGGCGCUCAACGCGCAGACCAUCUUAUAUCUGUAUACGCCGGAUUUGAUCAAGAUUGGGAUAUAUUCCAUUCCGUCUGGCGCCGGCCAACUCGUCGGCGGCGUCAUCCUCCCCGCCUUAGUCCACUACAUCAAACACGUACACUACCAACUCGCCUUCUCGGUCCUGAUGCAAACCCUCUUCUUUGGACUCGCUGCCCUCAUCACACCCCACAACAUCAACUGGGUCAUGGCGGUACAAUUCCUGGCCAUGCUCCCAUUCGGCUGGAUCACUCUUCUGUGCUACACUACGGCAUCACUGCACGUUCCGCAGCGCGACCUAGGUGUCGCUAUUGGUUUGAUCGGCACAUUUCGCUCUCUCGGCGGGUCCGUGGGCUCCGUUGUCUUUUCGUCCAUUUUCGAACAAGUCGCCAAAAAGGAGAUAGCUAGACGGGUUGCUCACGCUGUUGCUGCUGGUGCGGCUGGUGGUGGUGGUAGUACAUCGCCACAGACAGCACUUCCAGCUCUCAUCGAGGCCGUCGAUCUAAGUAUCCUAGGCGUUCCCGGCCAAGCAGAGUCCGUAUCGUCGUCCGUGUCGGCCGCCGUGUUUGCGAAAUGUGUUGAAGCUGCAAGGCUGGGCUAUGCGUAUGGUUUCCGUAUCACUUGGCUGGCCUCCAUCCCGUUUGGCGUUGUGGCUGUCCUGUGUGCUGUUGCGGUCAGGGAUCCUUCAAAGUAUUUUACGAAUCAUGUCGAGGUGCAUUUGGAAAAGGAGGUGAUUGGCAAGCAUGGGCACCAACAGAAACAUCAGCAUCAUGAAGAGCGUGAGAAGGAACGCGGGGCCUCGUGAGAAUAUCUACUACCUAGGUGUACUGGGAGUGGUCCGGGUAGUGAUUACAGAGAGGAAAUACAAACACAAUACACACACACACAUAUAUACGCAUCAAUAUACGUAUAUGUAUAUGUAUAAGUGGUAUGCGACCUCACUUUGAAUUCUGC
Exophiala dermatitidis NIH/UT8656 is the source of this 2525-nucleotide messenger RNA. RefSeq lists its product as uncharacterized. Gene Ontology annotation, molecular function: transmembrane transporter activity. The transcript has 4 exons. Gene Ontology annotation, biological process: transmembrane transport. The coding region runs from base 547 to 2376 and encodes 609 amino acids. NCBI's taxonomy places the organism in Eukaryota, Fungi, Ascomycota, Eurotiomycetes, Chaetothyriales, Herpotrichiellaceae. Gene Ontology annotation, cellular component: membrane. The record is from RefSeq and is a predicted model, not a curated record.